Penaeus indicus is the source of this 1758-nucleotide messenger RNA. RefSeq lists its product as uncharacterized. Bases 22 to 1758 code for a protein of 578 amino acids. The record is from RefSeq and is a predicted model, not a curated record. Lineage: Eukaryota; Metazoa; Arthropoda; Malacostraca; Decapoda; Penaeidae. The transcript is spliced from 3 exons.
AUUAUUUGCUUUUUCAUCCAGAUGAACAAAACUAAACGGCACAAACGGUCAGAUCCAGAGAAAUGGCAGCAAAAUAUUUACAAGAAGAAACGGCUGACGGGGGUACAGCGUACAGGGAAAACUGGUAAAGAUAUCCCUGCUGCAAAGAUGGGUCCUCCAUGCCAAUCUAAAUUUUGCCAGAAAGCCAAAGCCCAUUACUGCCAAUUCAUAACUGAGGAGCAGCGACGGCACAUCUUCCACAAAUUUUGGUCCAUAACUUCUUGGGAAGCACGCCAAAUAUACAUUCGAACCUUAAUCUCAAAGAAAGAAAUAAAGCAGAAGAAAAAGAUACAGGGAUCAAGACGUCAAGCAUCCUAUGCUUACAAUCUACAACUUCAAGAUGGAUCAAUUCAUCAAGUCUGCAAGCCACUCUUUGCUUCUACCUUCGGUGUCCCCGAAAGAACUCUUAUGUCAUGGAUAACAGAUCGUGGUGAUAGUUCGUCAGCAGCCUCAUCAAGCGAUAGUCUGUCAGCAGCUAAAACACCAUCCAAACCUGGUCCCAAAAGUGGAAAGUGUGCAAAAGUGACUGAUGCAGAUAAUGAAUUUCUCAGAGCCUGGUUGAAGGGCCUGCCGACUGUGGACUCGCAUUAUUGCAGGAGCACACCAACGUACAAGGAGAAACAUUUCUUGUAUCCUGGGACCACAAUUGCGAACCUUCAUCGGGAAUACAAAGAGGAUGCUGAGAAAGGUGGAGCUAGAGCUGUGGAAAUUUCUUACUUCACUGAUAAAUUCCAUGAGGAAAACUUAUCUGUCUUCAUCCCCCGGAAAGAUCGGUGUGAUGUAUGUGAAUCCUUCAAAUAUGGCAACAUCAGUAAGGAUGAGUACGACAAACACAUUGAACUCAAGGAUGAAGCUCGAAAAGAGAAAGCACUUGAUAAAGAAGCUGCCAGUGCAAGUAAGUCUGUUUGGACUAUGGAUCUGCAGGCUGUUCUGUUGUGUCCGAAAACUAUGGCAUCUACCAUGUACUACAAAACAAAGCUUCAGCUACAUAACUUCACUCUAUUUAAUCUGGAUUCCAAGAAACAAGGUUACUGCUACAUCUGGAAUGAAACCGAAGGUGACUUGAAAAGUGAAGUUUUUUCAUAUCUGCAGUACCAUCACUUUGAAACUAUCAUCUUAGAGAACCCUAAUUUGCAAGAGCUUGUGAUCUGGAGUGAUGGAUGUGGCUACCAGAACAGAAACGUGAAAGUUGCCAAUGCUUAUUCUGCUCUUGCAAGAAAAUAUGGCAUCAGGAUCAUUCAGAAGUUCCUUGUCGCAGGCCACACACAAAUGGAGUGUGACUCCAUGCAUAGCACCAUUGAACGAAAAAUAGUGAAUGAUGUCUUCACAGAGCGAGAUUAUGCAGUACUCAUCCAGUGUGCUAGGAUCAGACCAACCCCAUACAUAGUCAAACAGAUGAAGCACCAAGAUUUCAUGAAGAUGGAGAAUUUAUUCUUCACCAGCAUCAGGCCUGGUAAAAAGUCAGGAGAUCCAGUGAUUCAUGCUCUGCGGGGGUUAAUGUACCUAAGUGAUGGAACAGUGAAAUUCAGGUUGUCAUUCAACAUCCACUCAACUUGGGAGGCUCUGCCACACCGGAUUCAAAACGUGGAAACGAAAUGGAUCCCACUCUAUUCUUCAAGACUGCCUAUUAAUAUACGGAAAUUCAACGACCUUCAGUCCAUGAAGACAGUUAUGCCAGCUGACUGCUAUAAUUUUUUUGAUACCUUGCCUCACGAGUAA